Messenger RNA from Colletotrichum karsti, 1674 nucleotides. RefSeq names its product BZIP transcription factor. Lineage: Eukaryota; Fungi; Ascomycota; Sordariomycetes; Glomerellales; Glomerellaceae. The record is from RefSeq and is a predicted model, not a curated record. The coding region runs from base 1 to 1674 and encodes 557 amino acids. The transcript is spliced from 3 exons.
AUGGCCCCCGAUGCCGUUUCCCACCCCAGUCCCGUCGGCUCCGUGGCCUCGUCCGUGACCACCACCGUCCUGAACAACAACAACAAGCGCAGCGCCCCGGACACCAACCACAGCCCGGCCGGUCCCGGCCAUGCCGACUCCACCCCGACCGGGGCCGCGCCUGGCACCUCACCUGCUUCCCAGCCCGCCGAUACCAAGAAGCGUCGUACCGGUCCCGGAUCUAGGGGUGUCGCCAAUCUGACCCCGGAGCAGCUGGCCAAGAAGCGCGCCAAUGACAGGGAAGCUCAGCGAGCCAUCCGCGAGCGCACCAAGAACCAGAUCGAGACGCUCGAGCGCCGUAUCCAGGAACUCACCUCCCAGCAGCCCUACCAGGAACUCCAGGCCGUCCAACGCGCCAAGGAAGCCGUCGAGGCGGAGAACGCAGACCUGAAGCGCCGCCUGCAGGCCUUCAUCACCUCCAUCCAACCGCUGAUCUCUUCCCCACCAGCCCAACAGCCGGUAUCCGUAGACCCAGUCGUCUUCCCCUCCCCCAGCGGAAGCUACUCUCACCCGGUCCACCACCCCAACGGGCCCAUGUCCGCCAACAAUGCCUCGACACCAAACAGCGUCGCCUCGCCCGCCUCCCUGGAUCCCACGGCAAACUGGCAGACCCCGGGCGGCGCCAUCCCGGACCUCUCGCCCCCGAACCACAUGCACGCCGCCGGCAAGAUGCUGAACCAACAACGGCAGGAUCUCCGUCACGGCCUCGACCUCGGACCGGAGCGCCUGGGGCUCGACUUCCUCCUCGACUCCAACGCCCGCUUGGGCAAGAUCCAGAGCGGCACCAACGGUGCCCAGGACUCGCCGUCAUAUCACCAUGUCCCCAUGAAGCACGACUGGACCGGCGUCGGUCCCGUAUCCCACAGCCGGAGCCCCUCCAUCAGCGGUCCGACAGUCCACACCCCCCGUUCGCAGAUGGACUACCCCCCACCAGCUCAGUCGACACCCUCAGCGCCCUCGGAGCCGCGAGGGUUAGCAAGCUACUCCGCCGAAGUCAAAAACUGCGGCCCGACCUGCCCCCUCGACUCCCUCCUCCUCGACUUCCUCCACGAGCGCCGCCAGCGCGCCGCCGACGGCCUCCCGACCCAGGAGGUCAUCGGCCCGCGCUACCCCUCCGUGCUCUCCCUCCUCAACCCGGCCAACAGCAAGUACUCGCACCCGCUGUCGAAAGUCUUCACCGACAUCCUCGCCACCUUCCCGGACCUGUCGGCGCUGCCGCAGCGCGUCGCGGUGCUGUACAUCAUGUUCCUCAUCAUGCGGUGGCAGAUCUCGCCCACGCGGGAGAACUACGAGCGGCUGCCCGAGUGGGUGCGCCCGCGCGGCGCGCAGCUCCUCGCCGAGCACCCGGCCUGGAUCGACCACGUGCCCUUCCCCGCCAUGCGCGAGAAGCUCUGCCGCGACUACAACCCGCGCGAGUACCUCUUCGACAACUUCUUCGUCCCCUUCACCACCACCCUCAGCCUCAACUGGACCUACGAGGACACGGACACCCUGCUGCAGGUGCCCGACUCGGACGAGGUCGUCAUCAACCCGGUCUUCGAGCGCCACCUGCGCCGGCUGGAGAACUGGACGCUCGGGCAGGCGUUCAACCAGACGUUUCCCAAGCUGGCGGGGACGUAUAACCUGAAGCUGUGA